This is a messenger RNA of Mastomys coucha (southern multimammate mouse), 1984 nucleotides long. RefSeq names its product ribosomal RNA processing 1 (gene Rrp1). NCBI's taxonomy places the organism in Eukaryota, Metazoa, Chordata, Mammalia, Rodentia, Muridae. Bases 91 to 1590 code for a protein of 499 amino acids. The record is from RefSeq and is a predicted model, not a curated record. Gene Ontology annotation, biological process: rRNA processing. Gene Ontology annotation, cellular component: preribosome, large subunit precursor; nucleus; preribosome, small subunit precursor. The transcript is spliced from 13 exons.
AGUGUGACGUUACAGUGGUGACGCGCGCGUGCCGUCACUCGGGCGUCCCAGCGGAAAGGCCGAGUGCGUGUUCUCCGGGUCCUCCUCACCAUGGUUCCCGGAGUGCCGCUCCCGCCGGAGAUCCAGCUGGCGCAGCGCCUGGCCGGCAAUGAACAGGUGACGCGGGACCGCGCGUUGCGGAAGCUGCGGAAGUACAUCGAGGCCAGGUCGCAGCGGGCGACAGGUACUUUUACUCAAGAGGAACUGUUAAAAGUAUGGAAAGGACUGUUCUACUGCAUGUGGAUGCAGGACAAGCCCCUCCAGCAGGAAGAAUUAGGAAGGACCAUUGCUCAGCUUGUCCAUGCUUUUUACACGAUGGAGGCACAGCGCCAGUUCCUGAGGGCCUUCUGGCAGACCAUGAACCGGGAGUGGGUGGGCAUUGACAGACUGCGCCUGGAUAAGUUCUACAUGCUCAUGAGGAUGGUCCUAAAUGAGUCGCUGAAGACUGUGAAAAUCAGAGGAUGGGACGAGAGGCAGAUCGACCAGCUGCUGGAGCUGUUGACCUCCGAGAUACUGGACCCUGACAGCCAGGCCCCCAGCGGGGUGAAGAGCCACUUCCUAGAGAUCUUUCUGGAGGAGCUGACCAAAGUGGGCGCUGCAGAGCUCACCGCAGACCAGAAUCUGCAGUUCAUCGACCCCUUCUGCCAGAUCGCGGCCCGCACUAAGGACUCCCUGGUUUUGCAUAAGAUCAUUCAGAGCAUCUUUGAGACGAUUGUGGAACAAGCGCCCUUUGCCAUCGAAGACCUAAUGAAUGAACUGGACACACAGAGUGGAGAGGUUGAAGCGUCAGAUGGAGACGAUGGUGACGCAUCAGACGGUGAUGACGGUGAUGCAACAGACAGUGAUGAUGGUGAUGCGGCAGACGGUGAUGAUGGUGAUGCGGCAGACGGUGAUGAUGGUGAUGCGGCAGACGGUGAUGAUGGUGAUGUGGCAGAUGGUGAUGAUGGUGAUGCUGGUGAUACGGCAGACGGUGACGAUGAUGACAGUGACGAGUCCUCAGAGGGUGAGCAGGAUCUGCAAGACACACCGCCCAAGAAGCUGCCUGCAGGCACCAUGCAUAGGGCUAACCCCGAGGCAGGCAAGGAGCAGGCGUGGGAUGAUGAGAACAACGGCCCCGUCCUCCAGUUUGACUACGGGGCCGUUGCUAACAAGCUGUUCAAGCUCGCCAGUAGACAGAGCACUCCUUCUCGGAACAGGAAGCGCCUCUACAAAGUGAUCCAAAAGCUGCGGGUCCUGGCUGGAGGCUCUUUCCCUGAGGAUGACGUUCCUGAAAAAGCCUACAAGAAGCUGCUGGAAGGGAGGCGGGAGCGGAAGAAGAAAAAGAAGUGCUCGCCCGGACAGCAGCCCCAGAAUAAGGAAGCGGGGAGCGAGGCAGAAACCUCAAGUGCAGACCCAGGCCCGGGGAGGAAGAGGAAGAGCAAGAAAACGGAUGAGAAGGCUGGCCAAAGAGGGCCUCUUGGGAAGAGGAGGAGGCCCGGGGCUAGGGCAAAGGGGGCUGGGGUCCAGCCACCAAAGAGGGAGAGGAAACAGUUAUCCCAGAGUGCGGAGUGAGGUGCAUGGUGGGAUGGGGCAGGAUACCUGGGCAUGCUCCUGCAGCCUCUGGAUGCCUAGCUUCUGAGUGUCCAAUAGGGGGGCAGCAGGAGGACGGAAGAGACUCUUGGUUUAGUCCCGGCUUAAGAAUGAUCCUGCCUCAGAGCCAUGACCUGCAUAUCAGAAAUUCACUCCAGACACCCAAAAUGUCAUUUGUACAUAUGCUAUGGCCGUGCCUGAUCCUAGCCAGAGAGGCCCAAAGAUCUAGAGACUUGAGUUCAGCCUGGCUUGAAGAGUAAAACCCUGUCUCAGCUUCCCUCCCCUACAGUAAGAAAAAACAAAACCAAGUAACUGUGUGGUCACUGUCCCCUCCGCCCUGGGCUACCCACAAAAUAAACUUCGGGUCCUUACAGCA